Drepanopeziza brunnea f. sp. 'multigermtubi' MB_m1 is the source of this 543-nucleotide messenger RNA. RefSeq lists its product as uncharacterized. The record is from RefSeq and is a predicted model, not a curated record. NCBI's taxonomy places the organism in Eukaryota, Fungi, Ascomycota, Leotiomycetes, Helotiales, Drepanopezizaceae.
AUGGGUUCCGCAUCUUCCAAACAAGCGGAGACGACUCCCAAGACCCAAGUAUGGACCAGCGAGACGCCCGUCCGCUUCUCCCAGGGACUGGUAGACUCCUUGCAAUCGAGCUCGGAGUCUGAUUCCACCCGCGCCAAAGCCCUCGAGCUGCACAUCCAGUCGCGCGUCGCGGAGGAGCUCAAGAAGCUGCAAGACCGCGCCGCCAGGGACUUUGAGGAGCUCUCGGCCAAGAUCUCCGCCGCCGAAGACGCCUCUACUACCAAUCAGCAGUCCGCCACCGCCGCCAAUCUAUCCGAGGGUGACCAGCUCCGGCAGCUCGGCCGGGAGGCGGUACAGAAUGACGUCGCGGAGCUGAAGAGGAAGCUUGAGGGGAGGAAGAAGCUGGCUGAUGUGGGCGAGGGGGUGGAGAAGGCGAAGAGCGAGGUCGUGAGGUGCUUGAGAGAGAAUGAUCGCCGGCCGCUGGAUUGCUGGAAGGAGGUGGAGGGGUUUAGGAGGGAGGUGAAGCGCUUGGAGGAUACGUGGGUGGAGAAGAUUGUGCGAUAG